AUGUACCCUGUAUCUCCCUCAUUUGGGAAUUUAUUUUGUCUGCCUGCAAGAUUUAAAGGUCUGAGAGCUUGAGCGGUCUGGGUGGCGGUGAGCAGUCCUGGACGUUGGGUGGAGCAGGUGCUGGCUUCAGGGAAGGCUCUCAGCAUGGCUGGGGUCCGGGAGGUGGGGCUCAGACCCCCGAAUGUGGCACUUCCUCACUGCCCCCCUUCACCCCCGACAGGGCCGGCUCCCGGGCCUCAAGGUCAAGUAUGUCUUCCUGGUCUGGCUGGGCGUCUUUGUGGGCAGCUGGAUGGCAUACGUGCACUACUCGUCCUAUGCAGAGCUCUGCCGCGGGCACAUCUGCCAGGUGGUCAUCUGUGACCAGUAUCGCAAAGGCAUCAUCUCAGGCUCCAUCUGCCAGGACCUGUGCAACCUGCACAGGGUGGAGUGGAGGACCUGCCUCUCCUCCGUCCCGGGCCAGCAGGUGUACAGCGGGCUCUGGCAGGGCAAGGAGGUGACCAUCAAGUGUGGCAUUGAGGAGGGCCUCCACUCGAAGGCUGGGUCAGACGUGGCGCCCCGGCGGGAGCUGGUGCUGUUCAACAAGCCCACUCGGGGCACCUCGAUCAAGGAGUUCCAGGAGAUGACCCUCAGCUUUCUCAAGGCAAACCUGGGAGACCUGCCCUCCCUGCCCGCACUGGUUGGACAGGUCCUGCUCAUGGCUGACUUCAACAAGGACAACAGGGUGUCCCUGGCCGAGGCCAAGUCGGUGUGGGCCCUGCUGCAGCGGAACGAGUUCCUGCUGCUGCUGUCCCUGCAGGAGAAGGAGCACGCCUCGCGGCUGCUGGGCUACUGCGGGGACCUCUACGUCACCGAGGGCGUCCCGCACAGCUCCUGGCCCGUGGCCGCACUCCCGCCCCUGCUGCACUUCAAGAUGGCAGACCUGCAGCAGGUGGCGCCCGAGGCCGCCGUGCGCCGCUUCCUGCGGGGCCGCCACUGUGAGCACAGCGCGGACUGCACCUACGGCCGGGACUGCCGGGCGCCCUGUGACACGCUCAUGAGGCAGUGCAAGGGUGACCUGGUGCAGCCCAACCUGGCCAAGGUGUGCGAGCUGCUGCGGGACUACCUGCUGCCCGGCGCCCCCGCAGACCUGCGUGAGGAGCUGGGCGAGCAGCUGCGCACAUGCACCACGCUGAGCGGGUUGGCCAGUCAGGUGGAGGCGCACCACUCGCUGGUGCUGAGCCACCUCAAGACCCUGCUCUGGAAAAAGAUCUCCAACACCAAGUACACCUGACCUGCCGGCCCCCCCCCCCUCCUCCCAGGGCAGAGGACAGCGCUGCAACCCCCUCCAGGACUUUCUGGGGUCCUGGCAUCCUGACCACCCAGACGGAAGCGGCUGGAAUAGGAGGGAAGGAUCCGCUGGUCGAGGGACCUGCCAAGGACAAACCGGGUUUUGUUACUUUGAGGAACAUGUGAUGUAAAUAGCUUUUCUGUGAGUACAGUCCCCUUGGCCCACUCUGGACCCCUGCCCCCAAGUGGCUGGAGGCCCGGGGUGGGGGUGACCCCUCUCCUCCCUGCAGCUCGUCGUGGGGUUACGACUAGACAAAGGGGGAGGCGGUGGGUGAGACGCUGAGCUUUUGGUCUCACUGCCCCAACCUGGAUCAUGGCGGGGUUCGUGGAAAUGUGACUUACACAAUUAUUUCUAAGAACUUCAAGAUUAAAAACUUUUUCUUACAAUGCUUGCUGCUCAAAAA
Messenger RNA from Vicugna pacos (alpaca), 1730 nucleotides. Lineage: Eukaryota; Metazoa; Chordata; Mammalia; Artiodactyla; Camelidae. The record is from RefSeq and is a predicted model, not a curated record.